AUGUCGACCCCUGCGAUUUCUCUGAAUGACGGUACGAGCAUCCCGUGGCUCGCAUUCGGCUCGGGCACCGCGUUCUUUGGCAAGGACGCCAGCAAGCCCGUGACGGACGCAAUCCGCGCGGGCUUCCGACACAUCGACGCUGCGCAGAUGUACAAGAACGAGGAGUACGUCGGUGCGGGCAUCGCUGCCGCGGGCGUGCCCCGCGCGGAGCUCUACAUCACGACGAAGCUCAACAAGGUGCCCGAGGGCCAGACUGUGCGCGACUUGCUCGUGGACUCGCUCCGGAAGCUGCGUACCGACUACGUCGACCUCUUCCUGAUCCACAUGCCGACGUUACACGAGGAUCUGAAGGCAACAUGGCGCGAAAUGGAGGGCGUCCAGCGCGAGGGUCUCGCGCGCUCGAUCGGCGUAUCGAACUUCUCGUUGAGAUAUCUCCGGGAGGUCCUCGAGGUCGCGACGAUCACGCCCGCGGUGAACCAAAUCGAGUACCACCCGUACGUGUCUCGGGCAGGCGCGUCUCUCAUUGCCACGCACAAGGAGCACAACAUCACUACCUCGUCGUUUGGAGGCUUGACACCCCUGAUUCGUGCCACGGGUGGACCCCUGGACGCCGUGCUCACGAAGAUCGCAGCGCGCGUCGCGCAGGGGUCAGGCAAGGCUGUAACCGAGGGCCAAGUUUUGCAGCUCUGGCUUCGCAAGAAGGGCAUCGUCUGUGUCACAACGACCUCUAAGCUCGAGCGGCUGCAGGAGUACCUUGCCGUCCGAGCUCUGCCUGACAUUUCUGACGAAGAGGUUGCAGAGAUUGACGAGGUUGGGUCGACACAGCACCAUAGAGCAUUUGUGAGUUUUCCUAUAGCUCUGUGUAGGGUGCACACUGAUUACACUGUUACUUGCAGGCCAAAUGGAUAG
This is a messenger RNA of Phanerochaete carnosa HHB-10118-sp, 909 nucleotides long. RefSeq lists its product as uncharacterized. NCBI's taxonomy places the organism in Eukaryota, Fungi, Basidiomycota, Agaricomycetes, Polyporales, Phanerochaetaceae. Gene Ontology annotation, cellular component: cytosol. The transcript has 3 exons. Gene Ontology annotation, molecular function: aldose reductase (NADPH) activity; oxidoreductase activity, acting on NAD(P)H as acceptor. The record is from RefSeq and is a predicted model, not a curated record. The coding region runs from base 1 to 909 and encodes 302 amino acids.